AUGGGAAACGGAGGCUCCAAACCUCAGACGAGUGGUGUUCGCCUGUUGAACGAUCGCCUCUUGAAUGCAAUGCCAUACACACAAGCAGCCCAACGGAUAUUCAAGCAAAACCGUACAGCCUGUCCACUCCUCAACCUUCCGUCCGAGAUACAAAGCCGCAUUUUCGCAGAAGCAUUAGGUGGCUAUCUCAUCAUGUUUAGUGUAAGAAGAACCGCCCAGCGAGGACCAAUUCCGCUGUCGUUCGAUGAGGUGGAUGGUGGUUUAAGAGCCAUUCUCAUGAUCAAGGUAUCGGCCUUGAACUGCAGGUAUAGGACCUCCAUAUCGAGCCCUUUCGUCUCCCUUCAACAAACCUGCCGACAAAUCUACAUGCAAACCGCUCUUGUUCCGUUUUCUCAUAUCAACGACUUUUGGUUCUCUGAAGAUCUUGCCUUGCGCAUGAUGUCAUGGCGGAUGAAGUCAGUACACUUCCGUUCCAUCGCCAAGGUUGUCUUUACGGUUCGCGAGAAGGUGGGAGAACCGUCAGAGUUUGGAGGUUUUGACUUGGAAAGACUCAGUAGCUUGUCACUGCUCCAAGGGUUAAAGCAUGUCCAAGUCUUGAUACAUUUCGCCGGUGGUGACCGGUGUAGAAAUGCUGUGAUUAUGCCUGAAUGGGUAAGAGAUGAUGCACUACAACGGAUCGGGCAGUCUUUGGGGAGGGAAAUCAAAGCCGCAGCACCAAAGGGUGUCAAGCUAAUUUUUGAGAUGAGAGAGCAGGAAGCACAGGAGUGGGUAGAUCCAGAGGAUUUGAAGAGGCGGAAAGAAGUUAUCAAGGCAAUGAUUGAGACAUAG
Pyrenophora tritici-repentis Pt-1C-BFP is the source of this 828-nucleotide messenger RNA. RefSeq lists its product as uncharacterized. The record is from RefSeq and is a predicted model, not a curated record. Lineage: Eukaryota; Fungi; Ascomycota; Dothideomycetes; Pleosporales; Pleosporaceae.